CCCUAAGGCAAGUGAUGCGCGCAAAUGUGUCCUUAGUCGGCUUUGCUUAGCGUUUAUCCGUCAUCGCUACUCUCGUCUGGAAUGAAGACAGCCGUCGUUUUCGCACUGUCUAUUGUCGCGCUCACCUGGGCCUAUCCACGACCGGGUGGCAGGGAUGCCAGAGGAUGCAGCCGUGGGUGUCCGCUCCUCAUGGAUCAAGUGUGUGCCUCUAAUGGCCACACUUAUGCCGGUGAAUGUGCAAUGGAAGUUGCAGGCUGUAUCAACGGAGAAGAGUUGACUGUGUUGCACAGAGGGCCAUGCAAAGGCUACAGGUCAAGAGCAGCAUUCAAGCUCAUCCAACUUAAUAGAAAGUUUGAGUUCCUCCAGAAGUGCAGAGUUCUUGUUGAUUUGUGUGCGGCUCCUGGAGGAUGGAUGCAAGUUGCAUCACAGCACAUGCCAGUCUCCAGCCUCAUCAUAGGAGUGGAUCUAUACCCUAUUCGUCCAAUACCUAAGACAGUGGUCUUGCAAGAGGAUAUCACAACUGAAAAAUGUCGCAUGACCUUGAAACGAGAGCUUCAGACAUGGAAAGCAGAUGCUGUCCUUCAUGAUGGAGCACCCAAUGUUGGAAAGAACUGGAUUCAAGAUGCAUUCUCUCAAAAUGAACUGGUGCUGAGUGCUCUUAAGCUGGCAACAGAGUUCCUCAAUAAAGGAGGAUGGUUUAUCACAAAGGUAUUCCGCUCGAAGGAUUACCAGAAGGUCUUGAAGUUCUGUGAAAAAUUCUUUAAGAAGGUCCAUGCAACAAAGCCCCAGGCAUCUCGUAAUGAGUCUGCAGAGAUCUUUGUCAUAUGCCAAGGAUACCAACCCCCAGAUAAAUGGGAUCCAAAAAUGUUUGAUCCCAAGAUAGUAUUUGCUGAAGAGCACAUGGAACCUAAAGUUCGUUUGAACCUGGCACACCCAGAAAAGGAGAAAAAGAAGGCAGAGGGGUAUCCUGAAGGUGACUUGAGCUUGUAUCAUCGUGUUCCUGUAUCAGCAUUCAUCAAGCGAGGCAAUUACAUUGAGUUGCUGACAUCUGCAUCUGAAUUAUACUUUGACGAUGAAGAGAUUUCAAAGAAUCCAUUGACGACCAAUGAGGUGAAGGAGUGUUGCAGAGACAUCAAAGUAUUGGGUAGGGCUGACUUGCGACUCCUUCUCAACUGGCGCAAGAAGAUGCUGCAGGAGUAUAGGAAAAAAGAAGGAGAGGAGGAAAAUGAACCAGAGGAGGAAGAGGAGGAUGAAGAGGAGAAAGUUAAAAAUGAAAUAGCUCAUUUGAAAAAGGAAGAAAAAAAAGAAGUUAAGAAGAAAAGGAAAAAAGAAAGGAAGAAGGCAAGACAGUUCCAGAGGAAAGUGGACAUGAAAAUGGAGAUGCCAAAUGCUGAACCUCUCCAGCAAGACGAAGCUGAUCUUUUUCGUCUGGCACAUUUACGAAACAAGCAGGCUGUAGACGAUUUGGGGAAAAUGGACAUGGAUGCUGCUAAGGAAAAGGAGGAGAAGGAGGAGGGUGGUGAGGAAGAGGAAGGAGAGAAUCUCAUGCCUAAAUACACAAAAUACUCAGUGGAUGACAAGAGAUUGAGCAGCAGUGGCAAGUACUACAAAGCAGAAGGAGAGAGUGACAGUGACAUCCAAGAUUCCUCUGACGAAGAUGAAGACACAGAUGAAGCUGAAGAUGAAGGAGAGACUUUGAAACUAGUGACAAAAGGAAGGGAUGGGGAUUCCUCAGAGGAGGAGGAGGAAGAAGAUGAAUAUGAAGAGACAAAUCCUCUGCUUGUUGAUGUCAUGUCAAAGGAAGAGAAGCGAGCUUUCAGGGCUCAGAGUUGGUUUAACAGGGACGUGUUCAAGGGAGUUGAGCAAGAACUGGAUGAAGACGUAGAGUUGGAGGCACUGGAGAAGGAGUAUUUGAAAAAGGGGCAACAGCUGGCAAGCAAAGAGAAGGAGAAGGAACAGGCAGGCACUUCACCCUCACAUGACCUUGAGGAAAAUGAUGAUGGGAAAGAGGAGAAAAAACACAGCAUUGGAGAGGGGUCAUCUGAUGUAGAGGAGGAAGAGAACAAUUCCCUAGCAAUAGGUUCGGGCCAAGGGUCACUGGUGGAGACAACAUCUGCAAAGAAGCGGAAGAUGGGAGAGGAAAAAGAGGAGGUGAAGACUGCACAGGGUACUUCAAAGAAGAUCAAGAAGAAGAUGAAACUGGAUGCAGCUGGAAUGGCUCUUGGUUCCAUGAUGAUACGAUCUGAAAAGGCUAAAAGAGACAUCCUAGAUGAUGGGUGGAAUCGGUUUGCAUUCAAUGACAAGGGCUUGCCAAACUGGUUUAUUCGCAAUGAGGAAAAGCAUAAUCGAAAACCCCCCCCUGUACCCAAGGAACUGAUUCAGGAGUAUCAGAACAAGCUGAAAGACAUCAACGUGAGGACACUGAAGAAAGUUGUAGAGGCCAGGGAAAGAAAGAAAAAAAGGGCAAAAUCUAAAUUAGAGAGGGCUCGAAAAAAAUCUGAAACCAUCACUGACAACAUGGACAUGUCAAUGAAGGAAAAAGCACAAGCAAUUCGCCAGAUUUAUAAGCGGGCAAUGAAGCAGAAGAAGAAGGAUGUGACUUAUGUGGUGUCCAAAAAGCAUCAGUUAUCGAAGAGAGGAAACAAGCCAUCGCAUGUGAAAGGCCCAUAUCGGAUUGUAGACAGACGGAUGAAGAAAGACCAACGAGGGAAAAAGAAGACAGAAAAGGCUCAAUGGAAGAAGGUGGCACAAAGGAGGAGGAAGAAUGUCCAUUCAUGAUAAAAC
Messenger RNA from Darwinula stevensoni, 2784 nucleotides. Lineage: Eukaryota; Metazoa; Arthropoda; Ostracoda; Podocopida; Darwinulidae. The record is from the annotation of a GenBank genome assembly.